CUUAUUGGUAGGUCAUCUAGAAAUUUCACGGCGAAAGAUGAGCCAUCAUCGAACUUUCGCCGGAGACCUUCUGUCAAGUGUCUUCCCAGCAGUACGACGCGAUAUUCGAGAUGUUGCUACAAAGACGAGAGGACGAUCGAGCGAAGAAUAAUUGCCAAGUAAGCGCGAUAAAAGGAGCUGAAAAAGCACGUAAUUUCAUCGAGCCAAGCUAAAUCUGCGCGCAUGAGCACAACUACGUCAGUCGCGUCAGCGAACAAAACAAGCAAUAGAUUUUGGAGCAGCCGCUACGCUCGUCAUGAGGUUAGGGUAGAGCGCCGCUUAUACCUGCUGGCGGAUGCCUGGAGGAGGGAGGAAUAAUCUCGCGGAGCUGCCGAAGCCAACUGGUCGUCCGUCGUUGCCAUCGUCGUCAUUCGUGUUGCGGCAGUGACAAAGUGAGCAGGACAGCAAGUUCGUCUCCCGUCAGUGUCGCGCAGCACUGUGCCGGCGAGUAGUGGGUGUGUGAGGAUCUCGUUGGUCACUUCUCUCAGGGAGAAGAAAAACAGCGUUCAAGCUUCAGUUCACAGCAAGCAUCAGUCAUGGGCAAAUAUGCAUGGGUCACGUUGACUACAAACGAUGCCUACUCUCUGGGAGCUUUGGUCCUGGCGCACUCUCUACAUCGGGUCGACACCAAGCACGAGCUGGUCUGCAUGGUCACUCCUGGAGUGACGGCGACGAUGAGAGAAAAAUUAUCGGCAGUAUUCUCUUUGGUACUGGAAGUCAACGUUCUCGACUCGAAGGACGAGGUGAAUCUAGCUCUGCUCGCUAGACCGGAACUGGGCGUCACCUUCACCAAGCUGCACUGCUGGAAGUUAACGCAAUAUGAGAAAUGUGUGUUCCUCGACGCAGACGUGCUUGUCGUACGAAAUUGUGAUGAGUUGUUCGAACGCGAGGAGCUAUCAGCCGCGCCGGAUGUCAGCUGGCCUGACUGCUUUAACUCCGGAGUAUUCGUCUUCAGACCGUCUCACCAAACGUUCUCGUCACUCAUUUCGUUGGCCGCAGCCAAGGGUUCAUUUGAUGGCGGGGAUCAAGGCUUGCUGAACAUGUACUUCAGCGAUUGGGCUACCAAAGACAUCUCCAAGCAUUUACCGUACAUCUAUAAUAUGUGCUCUGUCGCGACCUACUGCUAUCUUCCCGCAUUUAAGCAAUUCGGCGAUGAAGUAAGGAUAGUACACUUCAUCGGCAUAACAAAACCGUGGUUACAGUACUUCGACACGCUGUCCGGUGUCGUCCAACCACCGGCAGGUUCUGGCUACUUGCAACCGCUGUUGCAACUCUGGUGGGACAUAUUCUGCGAGCGAGUGCAUCCUCAGUUGUCUACCUCUAUGGUUGCCACCAGAAUACCGGGUGUAAUGUUGCCCGACAUCUCUCCCAAGCCUUACAUUCCCGCUCCCGCACCCUUUGUACCUCUCAACGUAAGCCAGCAAGACGAAUACAGCAACGUUUCUCAGCAAGCGCCAGAUUUCUCCGAGUUUAAAGAUCCCUGGGAAGAUUAUUCAUACUACGGUACGUUGCAUCAGUCGCAUGACGAGCGUGUCGUGUUCACUAACGAGAACGUGACUGAUUCCUACGAAGCUGACCAAUCGUUGUCGCGAACAUCAAGUCGCAGUUAUAAACAGGAGGAGAAUGUUUCUUGGCAAGCCGACCACAACGAGCGUCGGUCUGAGCUUGAGUGCAAUCAGCGUGAUCACAUUACACACAGUGAACAUUAUCAACAUGUGGUUCCUCAUUCGGAAGACAACAACCAGCAUAGUCAGCAUUUCGCUCAACAUACUACGCAUCAUCACUGGCAACGUAACGAACAUGAACAUCAUCACCGUGAACAGCAGCAACAUAAUGUACAAAGACACCAUCGUGAGCAAUUUCAUGAGGAGAAAAGACGAUUCAUCGAGCAACAUCAGCACUAUGAGCAACUUCAACAGGACAAUCAUCACAAGGUCAACGACGAAACGAUUCAUUACUCUACUCAACAUCAGCCGGCACACGAACAUUACGUUCACCAGAGGCAAUCGCAUCCCAUCGAAGUGAAACAUGAAAAUCAUGCGCAACAUGGCACUAGUGACAAUAAGGAAGUCAGUCAUCAAAAUGUAAACUAUCAUCAGUUCCAUGCUCAACAUAGCUCCGAAAGUAGUAAAAGUACGAGUAAUGAACGGUCGUUGGAAGCUACGGAUAAGCACACGAACGAACCGAGAAUUGAUUCCUGUCCUCUCCCUCCCGCACCUAACAGCGAUCUCCACAAUAUAGCCGCUCAAACUGAUCCGAGCGCAGCCAACCAUGCAGGUAUUGCCGGUGCUCUGGCUCAAUUGACUCUCGGCGCGGCCAGAAGCGAGCAACAGAUAGCUCUGGAAGAACAAAUGAGGAAGCAGAGCUGGGAACAAGGACAGAUUGAUUACAUGGGUCAAGAUAGCUUCGAGAAUAUAUGGAAAAAGAUCUGCGAGACAGUCUCCCAGGCACCGCCACGGCAACCAACUCCACCCAAAGAGACUAAGUCUAAAGAUGAAGGGAUCUCCAUCAUCGCUGCGCCCGUUGUAACUGCAGAUAUCGUUGGACAAAAAACGCCAGCUGUUGAGACGGGCAAGGAUUCGACGCAAGAGCAAUCUCAAACAUGUAAACUACCCGAGGAGAAGCUUCCAGCUCAAGCCGUUCCCGCUGAGACUCCUGAUGGAAAUGUCAUCGUCGCGCAACCUCCCGAACAGAAGACACCUGCGUUGCCUGCUGAAAAGAGCGUCACGGUGGAAGCUGCUGCGACGAAAGUAUCCGGUGAGUCGGUACAAGCUACGACGGAGGACACUUGUGUGAAGCCGCCAACGCAGGAAUCUCAGGACGUGAAGCCGCCAACGCAGGAAUCUCAGGACGUGAAGCUGCCAACGCAAGAAUCGCAGGUCGUGAAGCCGCCAACGCAGGAAUCGCAGGACGUGAAGCCGCCAACGCAGGAAUCGCAGGACGUGAAGCCGCCAACACAGGAAUCGCAGGACGUGAAACCGUGCGAGACGUGUACCGAAGUGUCUUCUCCGAAAUCGCCUAUAGAAUCGCCAUCGGAACCGAUCGCAGAGCAAUGCAAGCUUGCGAGCCCGACAACACAGGAAGCUGCGUCUCAAGAUAAAAGCGCAAGCGUCCAAUUGCCUGCAGAAAGUGCACCAUCAGCAGAACCGCAAGCGCCCGUGUGCCUCUUGGCAGAUACAGUCUGCAAGCUUCCAGAAGCAGUUGCACCCGUCGCGCAAGCCGUAAGUGCAGCAACGCCUACCGACGAUAAGUCACAGGUCCCAGCUCCUAUUACGCCAGAUACAACACAGCUUGCGGCUAUUCCGAUCAGCACUAGUAGUCCGCAGGACAUCAUUGCUCCCGCUGUAGCACCGAGCGAGACAUCGCCUCAAGACACCGCGAAACCCACGACUGAAUGCGCGACCGACGUAACGCAGCCUUUGACAAUAGACCCGAGCGAGCGUCACGCGGAGAUGCUGUUGGCAGCUUCCGAGAUUUCGACCGUGAGUCCUGUGCCCAUUCAAGUGGCGGAGUCCGUUCUUCAGGCUGAACCUAAGGAAUCCGUGUCGGGCACGGCAGCGACUGCGAGUGAUGAGGCAAUCGCCACGAUUGUCACGGCCGUCACGGACGUUGCUCCCGUCGCAACGGCCGAGCCAAAAGAACAGGCUGUCCAGUUGAACGGGUUGGCGAGCGAUUCUGAGAAGCGCGAUGACGUCGCGGCUGCGGUUCCAAGUCCACCGGAGAAGACUGAUGCUGCCGCUGCGGUUGAACCGGCAAAGGAACCAGCGAGUGACUCGGGCACGAUAAAAGAUGCGCCGUCGGGGGUACAGCCGGUUCCCCAGGAAAAAGUAGAGUCUAUUGUCAGCGCGAUACCUGCAGAGACACCGGCAGCAAAAGUGGAGGAAGUAGCGAAACCCGCGGAACAGGUCCCAGCGGUCACAGGAACGACAGACGCAGCGCCGACGGCGCAGAUCGCGACGUCGGAAGCGAAGGAAACAAAAUCUCUGAAACAGCAGCUAGCGAAAGCGGAAGUUGCAGAGGCGAAACCGCCAGAGCAGAUCGUGAAAACUGAGACGUCCGGAGCGAAGGCGGAAGAAAAACCUGCAGUUCCGGAACAGCCUGUGAAAAUCGAAGCAACCGGAGCGGUGACCCCGAAGCCGGAAGCACCUACGCAAACUGAACUAGCGGAAACGAAACCCACGGAAGCGAAACCUACUGAGCAAGCGACAAAGGCCGAAGUAUCGGCAGCAGAAACAGCGCCAGCCAAGUCAUCGGGUGAAGUUCCAGCGUCACCGAUCGCCGAGAAAGCACAGGAAUCGCCGGCAGAACCUGCUGAGGCGAAAGUACUGACCAUCCCUUCGACGCCAACGGUGAUCGAGGCCACGCCACCGACCAGCCCGUCCGUAGAGAGCGCGCAGGAGACGGCGGAGAGUCAGGAGAAAGCGUCGAAAAAGAGCCUGAAGAAGUCCGAUUCUGCGGACGGUACAGACGGCGAAGGCUCGGACAAGAAAGGGGCGAAAAAGACGGUGAAGAAGGUGACGAAGAAGUUCAAACCAUCGAAGGAGGAGGCAGCCGCGGCAGCUCCAGAAGCAGCUGCUGCCGCCGCCGCUACCGCCGCUGCCGCCGCCACCACCACCAUCACCACCACAACCACAACCACCACCACCACCACUGCUGCUACUGCCGCCACCGGAGACAAUUCGCAGAGCAAAGUGAAGAAGACGGUGAAGGUCACGAAGAAGGCCGGCGCCAAGAGCGGGCAGAGCCUCGAAGCCGAUACGACAGUUCCGGAGACGCCACCGCCUCCAACCACCACCUCUACCACCGCCACCCCUGACGUGCCCGUUCCGCCUAAACGGAAAACGAAGACUACCACCAGCACGAACUCGAAAGGAACGGCCGGAAAAAAAUCUGAGGCUGAAGAGUGAUCGAUCGAUUCGUAUUGACGAUAACGAUCUCGACCGACGCAGAGGGGCUUGGAAGACGUCCGAGGGAAGCUUUCGGGCGUUCGUUGCGUUGGACGGGAAACAUGAUGGAAUCCUACGAACGUUAAUCUUUUCGAGACCUUUCAAGAAGCUUUGUUGUCUGAAGUUGAAACUAACAUGGAAAAUAGCACAUAAAAUGUCACAUGUAGGUGGAGCGAAAUCAGUUGUUUAUUAAUAUAUGUCAUCGUCGUAUUGUAUGAUUAUUGAUUUAUACUACGUCAUGUACAAUGAUAUAUCGUUAUGAAUCUCUGCUAAAUUCAGAAUGCAACAACAACGAACAUUGUCUCGAAAGGGUUAAAGACAAAACGCUGAAAAAAGGAUUACAUUUGCUAGUCUGUUACAGUUUUUUGAUACUUUUAAUAUAUCACAAGAGUUUCUAUUGCCGUUGAGCUUGAUAUGCCGCGCUCGUCGGAGGUAUCGAGCGAUACCGAGUUUAAUCGACAGCACAAUUUGUAAUCCGUAUUUAUACACCGUGUUAAUUGUCCUCCUUUUUUUUUUAAUUAAUUAUAUUCGCACUCCCAAAGCUAAGCCGUAGCACUCGCUUUUGUCGUAGUAAUUCGUUUUUCCGUAAGUAUCGUAUUCUUGUAAUUAUCGUUUUUUUUCUUUUCGCGAGUCGCUGUUAUCCAAGCAGGAUCCACGAACCUCCUCGGACAAUAUAUUGGCAACUGCUUGAGCAACAUGACUUCAACGCGUCUUAGUGCCAUUAUAAUAUUCAACGAGUAUUUUAUACUUUGUUUACUUGCUUUGAUGUGCAAUGGUGAUGCAGCAGAGUGUAUUUCAGAACGGAGGAGAGAGGAAAAAUUAACUGUGAUUGAUCAUAGUCGUAACGUUCUAUCAAUUAUUGUAAAUUCGUAAUUCGUAAAGUCGGUAAAUCGAUAUUAUUGUCGCAUCAUGUCGAGCGCAAAUCGUUUUUGCUCGUUAAUCACGUUUGUAAAAAAAUCUCAUGAAGUUUAUAUUUUAUUUAUAAAUAUAUAUGCGUUAUAUAUGGAGCAAUAUCACAUGCGCAAAAUCUUGUUGUGGCGUACUUAUCUGCAUCGACGAUAUCUGCAUGAACGAAAGUUCGCUAAUAAUAUAAAUUAUAAAAGAUAUAAAUUUGUUAUAAAUUUGUGAAUUUAUCAAGAGCAAUAGAGAGAAGAUUAUAUGCUAUAUUAUUACA
Harpegnathos saltator (Jerdon's jumping ant) is the source of this 6159-nucleotide messenger RNA. RefSeq names its product glycogenin 1 (gene Gyg). Gene Ontology annotation, molecular function: glycosyltransferase activity. The coding region runs from base 576 to 4946 and encodes 1456 amino acids. NCBI's taxonomy places the organism in Eukaryota, Metazoa, Arthropoda, Insecta, Hymenoptera, Formicidae. The record is from RefSeq and is a predicted model, not a curated record. The transcript has 11 exons.